AACACAUUCAUAUUUAAAGCUAGUGGCUUUUUGUACCUCUGGUAUAAAAUAACACAACGGGUUAAACUACACAAAUAAACAACGUGUUUAUUUUCAAGUUGUCAAAUGAGCGUAUGUCAAAUACUUAUUCCACUUUGUGUAAUGCAAAGCGUGUUUAUUCAAUUAGAAACUGAUUAGGGAAAUGUCUAAACCAAUAACUUUUGUCACUGGUAACGCUAAAAAGCUAGAGGAACUAGUUGCCAUAUUGGGUGAUAAAUUUCCUCGAAAAGUUGUAAGCGCAAAAAUAGAUCUUCCUGAAUUGCAAGGGACAAUUGAAGAGAUUGCUUUGAAUAAAUGCAGAGAAGCAGCAAAGCAAGUGGACGGGCCCGUGCUGGUGGAAGACACGAGUUUAUGUUUCAACGCUUUGGGAGAUCUGCCAGGGCCUUACAUCAAAUGGUUUCUUGAAAAGUUACAACCUGAGGGAUUGCAUCGUAUACUAGCUGGCUGGGAUGACAAAACUGCCAAGGCAAUAUGUACCUUAACGUAUGCUGAAGAUUGCAAUAGUGAACCCAUUACUUUUUCCGGUGUAACAGAAGGUACUAUUGUCGAGCCUAAAGGUUCCCGUGAUUUUGGAUGGGAUCCUAUUUUUCAACCAAAAGGCUACCAAAUAACUUAUGCCGAAAUGCCAAAAGAGGAGAAAAAUAAAAUUUCGCAUCGUUAUCAAGCGUUAAGUGCCUUACGGGCACACUUUCUACAAAAAAAUGGCGACUAGUUUUUAUGUAAAAAG
This is a messenger RNA of Anastrepha obliqua, 766 nucleotides long. Its product is annotated as inosine triphosphate pyrophosphatase. Gene Ontology annotation, biological process: nucleoside triphosphate catabolic process. Gene Ontology annotation, molecular function: nucleoside triphosphate diphosphatase activity. Gene Ontology annotation, cellular component: cytoplasm. The coding region runs from base 182 to 751 and encodes 189 amino acids. The record is from RefSeq and is a predicted model, not a curated record. The transcript is spliced from 2 exons. NCBI's taxonomy places the organism in Eukaryota, Metazoa, Arthropoda, Insecta, Diptera, Tephritidae.